AUGGUCUUUUAUCACAGAGACACAUCUGUGAAAGUACUUAGUGUAUCUUUAUUCUCUCUCUGUUAUAGUUCAGUUCACCAGAAGAAAUCAGAUCCAGAGCCCAGCUGUGUGUCUAUGAAGAGUGAUAAAUCUAUGCAUCAUCCAUUUAAUUUUAAGAAUGAAGACACAAGGUUAAUCCUGCAACACAGAUCAGAUGUCAGAAAACCUGUCUGUGAGAAAUAUGACCAGCCUAUGAAUCAACCACAAGACAGCACGUAUCCUGAUGUAAGCCAUGAAGUCCUCAACAUAUUUAGAUCAAAUAUGAUGAAGAAGUUUGGGCGUCUGUACGAGGGAACCGCGACGCAGAAAAACCCAACACUCCUGAAUGAUAUCUACACAGAGCUCUACAUCACAGAGAGCGAGAGUGGAGAGAUCAGUAAUGAGCAUGAGGUGAGACAGAUUGAGACACCAUCCAGGAGCGCAGCAGCAGCAGAGGACACAGCCAUCAAAUGCAAUGACAUCUUUAGACCUUUACCUGGACAAGACAAAGCCAUCAGAACUGUUCUGACAAAGGGAGUCACUGGCAUUGGAAAAACAGUCUCUGUGCAGAAGUUCAUCCUGGACUGGGCUGAAGGGAAAGAGAAUCAGGAUGUCCAGCUCAUUUUUCCACUUUCUUUCAGAGAAAUCAACUUGAUGAAGGAAAAAAAAAAACUCAGUCUUUCAGAUCUUCUCCAUGUCGUUUUCCCUGAAACUAAAGAAAUUGAGAUAUCCAAUGAUGAAUAUAAAGUGUUGUUCAUCUUUGAUGGUCUGGAUGAGUGUCGUCUGUCUCUGGACUUUAAGAGCAAAGUGAAACUGUGUAAUAUAUCUGAAUCAGCCUCAGUGGACGAGCUGCUGAUGAACCUCAUUGUGGGGAAUCUGCUUCCCUCUGCUCUCAUCUGGAUCACCUCCAGACCAGCAGCAGCUGAUCUCGUCCCCUCUGAGUGUGUCCAGCGAGUGACAGAGGUACGAGGCUUCAAUGAGCCACAGAAGGAGGAAUACUUCAGGAAGAGAAUCAGUGAUCAGAGUCUGGCCAAUACAAUCAUCUCACACCUGAAGUCAUCAAGGAGCCUCUACAUCAUGUGCCACAUCCCAGUGUUCUGCUGGAUCUCAGCCGCUGUUCUGGGGAAGAUAUUGUGUCGAGCAGAGAGUGGAGAGAUUCCCAAGACUCUCACUCAAAUGUACACACACUUCCUGAUCCUUCAGACCGACAUCAAACAUGAGAAGGACUAUGAGAAGAAUGUGACAGAUGAAGACAUGAUCCUCAAACUGGGGAAAGUGGGCUUUCAGCAGCUUGUGAAAGGAAACCUGAUCUUCUAUGAGGAAGACCUGAGAGAGUGUGGCAUCGAUGUGACAGAAGCAUCAGUGUACUCAGGAUUGUGCACUCAGAUCUUCAGAGAGGAGUUUGGCUUUUAUCAGGGGAAAGUCUUCUGCUUUGUUCAUCUGAGCAUUCAGGAACAUCUAGCAGCUCUAUACGUGCACCUCUCCUGUACAAACCAUAACAGAAAUGUGUUUGACCAAAGCACCAAACAGAGUUUGCGGUCUAAAAUGAAGAACUUGUUUCAACUCAAUUCAUCAAAACAUGUUUCAUUUUCUGAGCUGCAUCAAAGAGCUGUGGAUGUGGCUCUACGGAGAAAAAAUGGACAUCUUGAUCUUUUCCUGCGGUUCCUUCUGGGUUUGUCAGUGGAGUCUCAUCAGAUUCUCCUACAGCGAAUAAUGACACUGAAAAGAAGCAGCUCUGACAGCAAUGAGAAAACAGUUGAGUACAUCAAGAAGAAGAUCAGGACCAUUGACUCUCCAGAGAAAUCCAUCAAUCUGUUCCACUGUCUGAAUGAACUGGGUGAUCGUUCACUAGUGGAGGAAAUACAACAGUAUCUGAAAUCUGGAACAAUUAAGGAAGCCAAACUCUCUUCAUCUCAGUGGUCAGCUGUAGUUUUUGUGUUGUUGACAUCAGAAGAGAAACUGAAUGAGUUUCGUCUUGAUAAAUUUGUUAAAGGAAUGAAUAAUUCUGAAAAUAUCAAAGUUCUUCAGAAGUUGCUGCCUGUGAUUAAAGAAUCCAGAUCCGUUCAGUUGAUUUAUUGUGGCGUCACAGAUGAAGGUUGUGCUGCUCUGGCUUCAGCUCUGAGAUUAAACCCCUCACACCUGAGAGAACUGGAUCUGUCUGAGAAUAAACUAGGAGAUUCAGUGAAGCUGCUUUCUGAUGUACUACAGAAUCCUCACUGUAAACUGGAGAAACUGAGGUUGAUUUAUUGUGGCAUCACAUAUGAAGGUUGUGCUGCUCUGGCUUCAGCUCUGAGAUCAAACCCCACACACCUGAGACAUCUGGAUCUGUCGUGGAAUAAACUAGGAGAUUCAGUAAAGCUGCUUUCUGAUGUAAUACAGAGUCCUCACUGUAAACUGAAGAAAUUGAGGUUGUAUAAUUGUGGCGUCACAGAUGAAGGUUGUGCUGCUUUGGCUUCAGCUCUGAGUUCAAACCCCUCACACCUGAGAGAAUUGAGUCUGACAUGGAACGAACUAGGAGAUUCAGUGAAGCUGCUUUCUGAUGUACUACAGAAUCCUCACUGUAAACUGGAGAAACUGUGGUUGAGAGAUUGUGGAGUCACAGAUGAAGGUUGUGCUGCUCUGGCUUCAGCUCUGAGAUCAAACCCCUCACACCUGAGAGAACUGGAUCUGUCUGAGAAUGAACUAGGAGAUUCUGGAGUGAAGUUACUCUCUGAUCUGAAGGAUGAUCCACAUUCUAAACUGCAGACAUUAUACUAUCGACUCUCAGUAUUUAGACGUCAGUCCAGUUUCUUCAAGAUCAGCUGAUGGUGAAUAAGGAGCCGCUACAGAGACGUCACAGUCACACAAUCAACACAGACACACAGCAUCACACUGUCAUUAUUUCCUUUUAUACUGACCUAUGAAAAUUAGUUACUGAAACGUGAAGAGAAUUAGCUCACCAUUGCAACAGUGUAUGAUUUAUCAGUUUUCUUCAAGACAUCUCAGGUAUUUUUUAUAAGGAUAAUGUAUAGUUAUAAUGCAGUGCUAAUCGACAUAGCCUUUAUGUAUUGAAUACUGUAAAUAAUAUAUUUUCUGCUUCAUUCUGUGAUUAGAAGCCACAACAGUUCACAGAAGGAAGUUAUUUCAAACACUCAGUUGGUGCUAUAACGAGAGUUUGCAGUAAAAUGUUAUUCUCAUAUGUUGUACUGAUCGAGUAUCUCAUGCGGAUACUGAUCAAUUCUUGAAGGCAAUAUAUAUGUAUCCUUUGCUGCCUGUGAUAUUUCACAUUCAUGUGCAUAGUGAUGGGAGAUAUUAAACUUUUGAAACUUUCAACCAAUUUCAAACAAUUGCUUCUCAAAAUGAUUCACUUGAAGUAGUAAUAAAACCUCCAAGCCUUUGUGAAUCAAUUGUUUGGAAACAGUGGUUCACAGCAUGUAUCAAACUGCCUUCUUGGUCUUAAAAGGUCUUUGAAAGUUCUUAAUUUUACUUUCAUAAAAUCUACAGAAACCCUGUAUAUAAUUCAACAUUAUUUAGUAAAGAAAUUGGGAAUAAAUGAGUUUCAUUUGUACAAAUGUAGAUGCUGUAAAUAUGUAAAUAAAUUACUUUUAAUGCACUGUGCUAAUGUAAAUAUGUAUAGUACACAGCAUAAAUGAGUACAUCCCCUCUGUACAUAAGGAUCUAGUAUUUACAUUUCUGAUCACAAUUACUGUUAUGAGAAUUACAAAUGUAUGUGUAUGAUGAUAACAAUUUAGUGGCUUCUUACAGCCUUCCCUAUUACUAUUAGUCACCAUUCAUUUCCUUUAUUUUCAGUCACAUUGAGAAUGUGUAUGAGUGAAGAAAUGUAUGUAGCCGCCUCCUUUUUCUAUAACUUGUAUUCCUAGCCUUAUUCCUGUUUUCUUUUUUCAAGGUUUCAUUAUAUGAAGUCAGCAAUAGCGGGACACUUUUUUGGUAUUAAAUACAAAUAAAUCCAUACCAACACUAUUUACCUUUUUAGGUAAACUGGGACACAUUUUUAUCAAGUUUGUGCAUUGAUAAUAAAAUUUAAAAAGACAAAAACAAAGAAUUUAAUCAAUUCAACAGAAGUACAAUGUAUUAUGUGUAGUAUAAAAAUGCCAUGAUUUCAUCUAUGUGUUUUGUUUGUGUGUGUACUUUAAGUGUUUGUAUCCAACAGUCCACUUAAGUGUUUGUGUGUGUGUGUAACACAAAUUUUUGGUUCUAGUAAGAAAUCUACCUACUGCAUUUUGGACCAUUUGGAGUUUAUUUAUUAAUCGCGCAGAGCAACUAGCCAAUAAAGCAUUAAAAAUAUUUAACCUUGAGGUCAUGAACAUAAAUUAAUGUUUCUGCGUUUGACAUUAAGAUCAUGGGUAGUAAUUUAGAUUAUUUUCUAGAUGGAAAAAUGUGAUUUUACAAAUGUUAGAAACGUGUCUUUCGAAAUUGCUAUCAAA
This is a messenger RNA of Cyprinus carpio (common carp), 4442 nucleotides long. Its product is annotated as NLR family CARD domain-containing protein 3-like. The coding region runs from base 1 to 2823 and encodes 940 amino acids. NCBI's taxonomy places the organism in Eukaryota, Metazoa, Chordata, Actinopteri, Cypriniformes, Cyprinidae. The record is from RefSeq and is a predicted model, not a curated record. Gene Ontology annotation, molecular function: protein binding. The transcript has 9 exons.